Molecule: messenger RNA, 759 nt
Organism: Closterium sp. Yama58-4
Lineage: Eukaryota; Viridiplantae; Streptophyta; Zygnematophyceae; Desmidiales; Closteriaceae
Source: the annotation of a GenBank genome assembly
AUGGCUGCCGUCGUCGCCUCCCACACCGUUGCGGCUGUUGCUAGCUCCGUCGUGAGCAAGUCUGCCUUCUCCGGCAAGAAGGUUCGCUCCGUCAAGGUCGCUGCUGCUCCCCAGAAGGUUGCAUUCAGCGUCUCCGCAGAUGCCGACAGGCCCCUGUGGUUCCCUGGCAGCACCCCUCCCGCUCACCUUGACGGCACCUAUGCUGCUGACUUCGGCUUCGAUCCCCUUGGCCUUGCCUCCGACGAUGUCAACUGGUACGUCCAGGCUGAGCUCGUCCACUGCCGCUGGGCCAUGCUCGGUGCCGCUGGCGUUCUGAUCCCCGACGCUCUCCGCGUUGCUGGUCUCCUCGACAUUCCCCGCUGGGACAUCGCGGGCGUCGCCGACUACGGCAUUGACUGGCGUGUGCUGCUGGCUGUUGAGAUCGCCGCUUUCGGCUGGGCUGAGGGCAACCGCUGGGCUGACAUCAUCAAGCCUGGAUCCGUGAGCGAGGACCCCAUCUUCAAGGGCAACAAGGUGAAGGGUACCGAUGUUGGCUACCCCGGCUUCGACCCCCUCGGCAUGGGCUUCGGUUCACCCGCUUACGUGAAGGAGAUCCGCUCCAAGGAGAUCAGGAACGGCCGAUUGGCUAUGCUUGCUAACCUUGGCUUUUGGGCCCAGGCUGCUUACACCGAUGCCAGCCCCGUCGAGAACCUGUUGAACCACCUCGAGAACCCCGGCUUCAACAACUUCGCGCACAACGCCAUGUCUGUGUUCUAUUGA